GACUCGCUUUCCCCUGGUGCUCCGCGCGGCAGCGGCCUGCAGGCCUGCCUGACGGGCGACACAGAGGGGCGACCGCCGCCAGCUCCUGCCCUGCCAUGGGCUCCCUGCUCAGCCGCCGCAUCGCCGGCGUGGAGGACAUCGACAUCCAGGCCAACUCGGCCUACCGCUACCCGCCCAAGUCCGGCAACUACUUUGCCAGCCACUUUUUCAUGGGGGGCGAGAAGUUCGACAUGCCGCAUCCCGAGGGCUACCUGUUUGGGGAGAACAUGGACCUGAACUUUCUGGGCAACCGGCCCGUCCAGUUUCCUUACGUGACCCCCGCCCCUCAUGAACCAGUAAAGACCCUUCGGAGCCUGGUGAACAUCCGCAAAGACUCCCUGCGUCUGGUCAGGUACAAAGAAGAUGUUGACAGCCCCACAGAGGAGAACGGGAAGCAGAAGGCUUUAUAUAGCCUUGAAUUCACCUUUGAUGCAGAUGCCCGGGUGGCCAUCACCAUCUACUGCCAAGCAACGGAGGAGCUGAUUGGUGGCAUGGCUGUCUACAGCACAAAGAACCCUUCUCUGCAGUCGGAGACGGUGCACUACAAGCGAGGGGUGAGCCAGCAGUUCUCCCUGCCCUCCUUCAAGAUCGACUUCUCCGACUGGAAGGAUGAAGAGCUGAACUUUGAUCUGGACCGGGGCAUUUUUCCAGUGGUCAUCCAAGCCACGGUAGACGAAGGCGAUGUUGUUGUGGAAGUGACUGGCCAUGCCCACAUCCUCCUGGCUGCCUUCGAGAAGCACGUCGAUGGCAGUUUCUCUGUAAAGCCCUUGAAACAAAAGCAGAUUGUGGACCGGGUGAGUUACCUGCUCCAGGAGAUCUAUGGCAUCGAGAAUAAGAAUAACCAAGAGACCAAGCCCUGCGAUGAUGAAAACAGUGACAACAGCAACGAGUGUGUGGUGUGUCUUUCGGACCUGCGGGACACUCUCAUCCUGCCCUGCAGGCAUCUCUGUCUGUGCAACUCCUGCGCCGACACCCUUCGCUACCAGGCCAACAACUGUCCCAUCUGCCGUUUGCCCUUCCGUGCGCUGCUGCAGAUCCGGGCAGUGAGGAAGAAGCCAGGUGCCUUGUCGCCACUCUCCUUCAGUCCUGUCUUGGCCCAGAGCCUGGAUCGGGAGGAGCAUUCGUGCUCGGACAACAUCCCCCCGGGGUACGAGCCCAUUUCCCUGCUGGAAGCCCUGAACGGUCUGCGUUCUGUCUCGCCCUCCAUCCCCUCGGCUCCCCUCUAUGAUGAGAUCAGCUACUCCGGGGUGCUGGACGGGCUCCCUCCAUCUAGUAGGCCCCUCGUGGGGCUUGACCGAGGAGGUAUGGAGAGCAGCCACCAGAAGAACAAGCGCAGCAAAUCUCCAGACAGUGCCCUCCGGUCCCCCUCCUCACCGAUCCAUGAAGAAGACGAGGAGAAAUUCUCGGAAGACCUGGCCCUGGAGCCGCCUCUUGCUGGGAUGGGGCACAUCCUGGGUGAAGACAGCUCCCCUGAGAGCCUGGCAGCUGAAGAAGCCGAGGCGGCUGCCACUCUGCCACAAGGUAGCCAGCCUUCCUCCGGGAAGGAUCUUAUCCAGGAAAGCAGCAAAUCCUGCGAGGCCAAGGCCCUCCAGAAAAUGGAAAGUGAGCUGCCUGCUGAUGUCUACCUGCCAGGGUCUUCUGACUUCAUCAGUGCCCUCCCAAACCACGGGAGCAGCAAUUCCGGACAGCCGUUCCUCUUCCUUCAGCCUCACCUCCGUGUUGAAAGUGGGCCAAACCCGUCCUAAGUACCUGGCCCAAGAAUCAAACUCCAAGCACCGAGGCCGCAAGAAGCUGGCCCCCCUUUUCCUUCCCUCCCUCCUACUUUGAAGGGACACAGCUUCAGGAACAAAGCAAGAUGGACGUGUUUUUUUCCUUCUUUGGGCCGGUCUUGGGCCAGCACCCUGUCUCUUUUCUGGAUAUGUGUCUUUGUAUGGACGUGCAUGACCCCUUUGUGGCCGUGAUGGGAAAGACCCCUUCCCGGUCUGCUGCCAUGGGCCAUCCUCUCCCCAGGGGGGACCCUUUCCAAGCCUCUGCUCUCUCGCUUAGCCGUUCUUGGCCAUUUGGGGCCUCUGUGAGAGCAGCUGGGCUCAAGCAGCUCCCCACGUCCAGGCCUGUGAGUUAGAGGGCUGUUCUCUCCAUCUCCCUGCCAGAUGUAGCCCCUGCCACCUGCUGAUUGUAGCCACGGUUCUGGGACUUUCCCCUCCAGGCCGGCCCUCAUGACUUGUGCAAGAGGCCCCUUAUUCUGCUGCCAGCCACUUCCGCUGUCCUCCCCACCUCCCUGCAAGUCUCUUCUAGUGCCUGUCUUCUUUCCACACCUAGGUGGUGUGUUCCUAUAUUUAUAGUAAUAAACCUUUUGGUGUCA
Pantherophis guttatus is the source of this 2401-nucleotide messenger RNA. RefSeq names its product mahogunin ring finger 1 (gene MGRN1). Gene Ontology annotation, molecular function: ubiquitin protein ligase activity. The record is from RefSeq and is a predicted model, not a curated record. Gene Ontology annotation, cellular component: nucleus; plasma membrane; cytoplasm. Lineage: Eukaryota; Metazoa; Chordata; Lepidosauria; Squamata; Colubridae. Gene Ontology annotation, biological process: negative regulation of G protein-coupled receptor signaling pathway; protein ubiquitination; endosome to lysosome transport.